Acanthopagrus latus (yellowfin seabream) is the source of this 1386-nucleotide messenger RNA. RefSeq lists its product as uncharacterized. The coding region runs from base 470 to 1276 and encodes 268 amino acids. The transcript is spliced from 6 exons. The record is from RefSeq and is a predicted model, not a curated record. Lineage: Eukaryota; Metazoa; Chordata; Actinopteri; Spariformes; Sparidae.
GGCUAGUCUGUCAGAUGUAAACAAAGCCGCCGUCCUUUGGAUUUAAACCUAAAAUUAAGCACAACGCGACGCAAGUAUUGGGAUGUAACUGCGCCAUUCCGGUCUGUGAACUCCAUAUAUCAUUGUCGCUCGCUGUCACCUUGGGCGCAUCUGUUAUUUAGCGAAAAAUGACCUAUGUUAGCCUGCUGCUUGCUUCUGCCGGCGCCCAUUUCCCGCAUGUGCUCGCCGAAUCAGAGCCAUUCACUCGUCUUUAAACAAACUCUCCGUGCUGCGUAGUGACUGUUUCAUACAGCUGUUCGGGCAACGUGAGAUACAAACCAGUUGAAGCCUAAUAUGGAUUUUGAAGUGGAUUCAUCUUGUGUUGUUUUGGUUUGAUAAAGCCAAAAAUGACCUUUGGCCAGUCACGUGACCCGACGCUUACACAAAAAAUACGAGAUAUUUUUCCUCUCCCUGGAUUUCGCCGCAAAACAUGUCGUUUUUGAAGCUUUUUGGGCGCCUAAAGUCCGUGGUUAUUGGAAUGAUUCAUGUUAAAGCCUUACCAGGCACCCCCCUGGGUUGUAUGAACAUGUCCCAAAUCACUGAAGAAGCGUGCAAGGAGGCAGCGAUCUACCGCGACGCAGGGAUUGAUGCUGUGAUCAUUGAGAACAUGCAUGAUAUCCCCUACUCCCUCUCUGUGGGCCCUGAGGUGGUUGCCUGUAUGACGGCAGUAUGCACCGCCGUGAGAGGAGUCUGUCCAUCACUGCCGCUUGGGGUGCAGAUACUGUCUUCAGCUAACCAGCAGGCACUGGCUGUAGCUCUGGCUUCAGGUCUGGAUUUCAUUCGGGCUGAGGGUUUUGUCUUCUCUCAUGUGGCUGAUGAGGGCCUCCUGAAUGCCUGCGCCGGCGACUUACUCAGAUAUCGCAAACUGAUCGGGGCUGACCAUGUGCGGAUAUUCACCGACAUCAAAAAGAAGCACAGCUCCCAUGCACUGACAUCAGACGUGAGCAUCGAAGAGACGGCGCGUGCAGCAGAGUUUUUCCUCUCUGACGGAGUCAUCAUCACAGGAGCGGCAACGGGAGUGCAGGCUGACCAGCAGGAGCUCAGAGACGUUCUGCAAUCUGUGAGAAUCCCAGUGCUUAUAGGUUCUGGAGUGACCUGUGACAACAUUGAGGGCUACAUUGAUGCAAAUGCGAUGAUCAUCGGUUCUCAUUUCAAGAAGGGUGGCCACUGGGCCAACGCCGUUGACCCGGAGCGAGUGAAGAGGUUCAUGGCGAAGAGAUGUGACCUUGUAAAAUGAGAGGUUUUCUCUCAUCACCCCAGUGCCUUACAUAUGUUUAAUUCCAUGCACAAUAACUGUAUGUAAUGCCACAUUAAAACACAUACAGCCACCACCUUAUGAAAACAAUA